AUGUCGAAGCCAGAAGUGGUAGACGAUAUCGAGGGCGUCCGGCCAGUCGCCUCAGAUCCGGAGAAAACCCCAGCGGGAGGUGCGACCGAGCGGUUUGGAGACCAGAUCUCUCACGAGAUGCUUGAGAUCUUGGCUCCCAAUGGCGAGGGUGAUUAUAUUCUGGACAAGAUCAACAACAUGAGCGAGGAAGAUGCGCUAGCUAUUGUUCAGGAAGGCCUCGAGUUUCACUCGGAUGACUGGAAUUUUCCAGAUGAGAUGCGGCAGCGCAUGCGAGCGUUAUUGCAAGGACAUAAACUUUACGGAGAUUUUUAUGACCGUGACUUGAGAAUUGAUGCUACCAUGCUGCGAUACUCCUCUCCUUAUCCAGGAGUUCGUGCAGUCGCCGAUCCGACUGAGCGUAUUGACUUACCCGUGGAAACCGUCCGAGCAUACUUCCUGGGUAUUGGUUGGGCUGUCAUUGGAACUUGUGAUCAUGUCUACAUUCUUCAACUCGAGAUUCCCUUCCAUCAGUAA
Molecule: messenger RNA, 513 nt
Organism: Phaeoacremonium minimum UCRPA7
Lineage: Eukaryota; Fungi; Ascomycota; Sordariomycetes; Togniniales; Togniniaceae
Product: putative oligopeptide transporter protein
Exons: 2
Coding region: 1-513 (170 amino acids)
Source: RefSeq, a predicted model, not a curated record